Molecule: messenger RNA, 2659 nt
Organism: Argiope bruennichi
Lineage: Eukaryota; Metazoa; Arthropoda; Arachnida; Araneae; Araneidae
Product: scaffold attachment factor B2-like
Exons: 1
Coding region: 193-2376 (727 amino acids)
Biological process (GO): regulation of transcription by RNA polymerase II; regulation of mRNA processing
Cellular component (GO): nucleus
Molecular function (GO): RNA binding; sequence-specific DNA binding
Source: RefSeq, a predicted model, not a curated record
UGUCGCCGCCAUUUGGAUUUUCUACAGGCUUCAACUUUUAUUUAUAUUCCUCUUAAAGAAAGAAGAAAAGAAGAUUUCAAUCAAGAAUUUUAGAAAACUGUUAUUGAAGGAUAAUUACUGUUUAUACCGAAGUAUUGCAGUUUUAAUUUUUGAAAACUUUUAAGGAUUUGACCUGAACAUAUAAUUGAGAAUAUGGCUGCCGCCUCGGUCGAAGAUUCCGAACCUGGUGAAAUCUCAUCUGAAAAAGAAUGUGAUGACACGACUAACCAGGUGAAUGAAAAUGACAUUAAAGUUAAACUGUCAGAAUUGAAAGUAGCUGACUUAAGAGUAGAGUUGGAGAAACGUGAUUUGGAUAAAAGUGGAGUUAAGUCGGUUUUGAUUGAAAGAUUAAAAACAGCUUUGUUGGAAGAAGGUAAGGAUAUUGACGAAUGCAUAUUUAAAAUAUCAAGUGAAAGUACAAAUACCAAAAAUUUUCUAAAGAAAGAUAAAAUACCCGAUUCUGAAACUAAUGGGGAUAUGGAAAUUUAUAAUGUGGUUGAGGAACAGAAAUCUGAGGAUUAUAAAGAUUCAGAUAGUGCUUUAGAAGAUAAAACAUCAAAUGAAGUUACUCUUCAGAUAUCAAUUGAUGAAGAAGAAGCUCAGUUAAAUGAUGAUGAGAAUUUAGAAAUCAACAAAGGAAGUGAUAUUGAAAUUGAUAAAGUUGUUGAAGAACCUAGUCAAUCCAAGUUUGAAUCAAAUGAAAGGAAGAAUAAAUUGCCCAAGUCUGAAGAGUUGCCAGUAGUUGAAACAACUCCAAGUAGGGCAUCUAAGGUUAUUAGUGAAGAAUUGAAAGAAAAGAAAAGCAUUAAAACACCUCAGUUGAAAGGAGAAACGGUUACCAGUGUUUCGCCAAAGGUUUUGAAAGUUAUUGGUAAAAAUGAUAAAAUUAAAAGUGCCAAUGUAUUAGCUAAGAGUUUGUGGGUUACAGGAUUGCCUAAUACUACAAGAGCAGCUGAUCUUAAGGCUUUAUUUAGUAAACAUGGAAAAGUCUCAUCUGUCAAAAUAGUUAAAAGUACUAAACUGACUCCUGUCAAAUGUUAUGCAUUUGUUACAAUGGCAACCAGUAAAGAUGCUACUAAAGCAAUUCAGAAUCUUCAUCGUAUAGAAUUUAAUGGUCGUAUUAUUUCAGUUGAGCGUACACAAAGUGAACCUAGUGCUUUAUUAAAAAAGACUGAAUCUAAAGUAAUAUCUCUUGCCACCAAAAAACCAGCAGCUAAAAAAGAUAUAUCAAAGACAACUGAAAGUACAAAACCAGCUCCAGAGUCUAAAUCUUCUACUAAACCUGAAGUCAAAACAAAUGAAUCAAAACCCUCUGCAGAACCUGUGAAGCCUAAAGAAAGUAAAAUUAAAAAUACGGAAAAAGCAAAAUCAAAAGAAAAAGAGCCAAAAUCUAAAGAAUAUAAAGGUCGUGAUGUCCGUCGCCCACUAAUUAAAAGAACGCAUCCUAUGUACAAAUCCAAAUCUUUUACAUUUAAUGAUAGACAGAGAUAUCCUACUUUUAAGCGACCUUUUGGUCCUAGACCAUUUAUCGGUCGUUCAGGGUUUGGUGCAUCAAACUUUAGACCUAGGUCCGAUGCAUCAUUAUAUGAAAAGAUGAGAGAAGAAAGGAUUAGGCGCGAACGUUACCGUGAAAGAGAACGUAGGGAAGCUGAUAGGAGGCGAGAAUAUAUUGAACGGAAGCAGAGAGAAGAGGCUUAUAGAUUAGAAAGAGAAAAAGAAAAGUUACGAAUUGAGAGGGAAAUGCUUGAAAGAGAAAAGGCAGAAAUUUUGAAGCUCGAAAGAGAAAAGCAACGCUUGGAGAGAGAAAGAUUAGAACGUGAAAAAGAGGAACUGAGGCGGCAAGCUGAACUUAGGAGAGGUGUCAAACGUCCAUAUGUCCGAGUGCCCCGUGAAGUGAAUGCAUAUUGGGAAGAUCGAAAAAAAGUGCCACGUUAUGAAGAAAGGUCCAGUUUUCAUGGUGAAAAGAUCAGGAUGGAACCAUCUAGCAGCUCCAAAUAUGAGUAUCUACCAAGAGAAAGGCCGAGUAUGAAUCGUCAUGAAUAUGAUCGCCAUUCUGAACGUUUCAGCUCCUCGAAAACAUUGCACACCACUCCAAGAUCAGAUUUUGGUGACCGGGAUUCCAGGCGUGAAGUGACUAUCCGAAGCAGAGAAGAAAAUCCUGUUUAUGACAGAAAUGAAUUCAGGGAUAGAGACAGUCGGCGAAGUUUUCCUCCAAGAGAAAGACAUUCGUCAAGACGAGAAAGUUCAAGAGAAGAGUGGAAGCAUGACCGUAGAGUUCAUGAAAGAAUAGUUUCACCCAGUACCAGUAGUGGACAGAGAAGAAUGACUUAUUAUUAAGAAAACUGGACCCACAUGAUGUAUUGAUAAGAAAAUUGGAUGUACAUGUAUUGCUAUGUUGUAUAUUUCAUGUGAAUAUUAGAUGGUUAACAUCACUACGAAGUACAAGCUUUGUAAUCCAUAGAAAUUCAUAUGCUGAUUAUGCAUUCAUUUUUCACCUAAUAUAUUAUCAACAUUAGAAGUCAUGUAAAAGGUUGUAUGAAAAUUGAAUCAUUCUGGAGUCAAGUUUUAUAUAAUAGUUAUUCUACAAACAAUUAAAACUUUGAUCAUCAAGUUUUUCAAG